Molecule: messenger RNA, 2855 nt
Organism: Vigna radiata var. radiata (mung bean)
Lineage: Eukaryota; Viridiplantae; Streptophyta; Magnoliopsida; Fabales; Fabaceae
Product: dnaJ homolog dnj-5
Exons: 9
Coding region: 935-2608 (557 amino acids)
Source: RefSeq, a predicted model, not a curated record
UCACUCGUCUCUUCACCCUUUACAAGACUUUUUGAAACUUUUAAACUUACUCUCUCUUUUUCACAAGCAAUCCCUGAGAGGAAUAAAAAUUAAAACAAAAUAAAAAGGAGAAAGAACGGCAAGUUUAUCUUCUCCUUCUGCAAAAAAUCCAAUAACCCUUUCUUCACCUUUUCCUCAUUCUCUGUCGGUCUUCCAGAGUCUCAACUUCGAUCUUCUCCUUCAGUGGCUCAUACCCUUUUCUCUUAGGGCUCCCACGGCUUUGGGGUCACUUUCAAGUUCUUUUCUUUCAGCGGUUUUCGCCCCAUUCUCCAGUGCUAGGUCUUGAACCCGGAAAAGGGUUGAGGUUGAUAGCGCUGGAGCUCAAGUAGGGCGUGGAAAAGGGAAAGGGGUCGCAUUGUGUUUGUCAAAAAGAGAGAGUUUAUAUCUUCUUAUUCGACUGUAUUACUUUGUGUGUUUUUAUGUUUGUGUGGGGCUUCUGUGAACAGUGCUUGCUUUUGGGAAGCUUAUUUCGGAAGCAAUUUACCCCCUUUUGAACGCGAUUGUAUUUAGUGCCCUCAUGGACUCACACAAUGUUCUCUUUUGAUCUUAUCGAUAAGGGGGGGUUUAUGUUUGUUCUUCUUUACCUUUUUGGACGAGGAGCCAUUGAUCUUGUGAAACCCGUGAAUUUGGUGGAUUUAUGUAGGGAGUUGGAGUAGCAGGACUUAUUUAAUUAAUUUAUUUAAAUUUUGUAGAUCAAGGUGGUGGUUUUUUUAUGGAUGGCAUUGAUGAUCUAGGUUAAAAAAGGUUUGGAUAUAUGAGGCAUUGGAUCGAUGGUGAUGGGAAUCAUUUGUAUCAGCAAUUUGCUAUUCUGUUUGGAAUGAUGAGAUGAGGUGCCUGUUGUAGUCGUAGGAGUAAGGUUUCACCAAGAUUCUGGGGAAUUUGAGAGGCCCUGGUGAUGGAGGAUAUAGGGUUGUUCAAGCAGUGUUGGCAAUGGUUUCGGUCGCAGAAGGUCGCCGGCUGGCGUGCUCGAACCGUGGUGACUUGUUGCCGGGACAGGAUUGCUAUGUUCUUUGAACGGCAUUGGCCUAUGGUGUGCCGGGGUUGCUCCCGAUUUGGGAGCUUACUUAGGUUGUCAUUGAUUUUCUGGAAGGACUCUGCUCUGAGGGGCUUUCAGUCCUUCAUUAAGUUUGGUUCAGUUAUGCUUCUGCUUAUAAUGUGGAGCUGCUUUCUUAGUCUGACUUCGAUGUAUUGCUUGGUAUACGUGCUUGUUAGUAUGGGUGUUGCUGGAGUUGCUAUCCAAUACUUAGGGUAUACUCCUGGACUUUUUAUCGUCGGCCUUUUUGCCAUCCUUAUUUUGUGGAUGUAUGCUAACUUCUGGAUAACUGGAACGUUACUCAUAGUAGGAGGUUAUUUAUUCUCCCUAAAUCAUGCACGUUUGGUGGUAUUAGUUGGAACUAUAUAUGCUAUAUACUGUGUUCAAGUACGAGUUGGAUGGCUGGGUGUUUUUCUUGCUCUAAACCUUGCAUUCCUCUCCAAUGAUAUUUUGAAUUUUCUGCUCCAAUGGUUUGAUAAUGUGAGUGAAAGCUCACAUUCUGAAGAGCAUAAGCAAUCAGAAACAGUUGUGGAAGAUAACUUCUCUGAAGAGUGUGAAUAUCCUAUCCCUACCGAAGAAUCUGAGAAUUUGCAUUCAUGUAAAUCAUCCAGUAAACCUGCUGUUACCACAGCAGUUGUUGAUAACAAGAAAGAACUUUCUGUUAACAAAAUUGUCAGAGAACAAGAAACAACAAGCUCAACUGAUGAAAUGAAAAGGAUAUUGAAGAGUCUGAAUCAUUAUGAUGCCCUUGGAUUUAGCCGCCACAAGAAAAUUGAUGCAGCAGUUUUGAAAAAGGAAUACAGGAAAAAGGCUAUGCUUGUGCAUCCUGAUAAAAAUAUGGGCAGUUCUUUGGCAAGCGAGUCAUUUAAGAAGCUUCAAUGUGCAUAUGAGGUUCUCUCCGACUCCGUGAAGAAGCGAGAUUAUGAUGAGAAAUUAAGAAAAGAAGAAACCAUGGCUAAAAGUGUCUGCCAGAGAUCUCAUAGUAGUUCACAUCAGGAUAACUCUGAUUAUCGUUCUGAAGAGUCCAGACGAAUACAGUGCACCAAGUGUGGGAAUUCACAUAUUUGGGUAUGUACCAACAGGAGUAAGGCCAAAGCAAGAUGGUGUCAGGACUGCUGCCAGUUUCAUCAAGCAAAGGAUGGAGAUGGAUGGGUUGAAUAUAAAGGGUCUUUGGUUUUUGACAGGCCUCAAAAGGUGGAGAUUCCACGUGCUUUUGUUUGUGCUGAAAGCAAAAUUUUUGAUGUGUCAGAAUGGGCUAUAUGCCAGGGAAUGGCUUGCAGGCCAAAUACCCACAGACCCAGUUUCCAUGUAAACAUGGUUGGUUUGGAGAAGAACCAGCGAUGCAACUCAAGUAGGUUCCCUUGGGAUUUUGACGCUGAAAUGAUGGAUGAAGAUGAAGAGGCAUUUGACAUGUGGCUUGAGCAGGCCUUGGCAUCCGGCCUCUUUUGUGAGACUUCCAAACGCAGGAAGAGUUGGAGUCCAUUCAAACUGCAUCAAAAGAAAGGGAAGAAGCAAUGGCGAAGAACGUCUUGCUGAAUGGAUUCAAGAAAAGUGAUGCAUUUGUGAGAUGAAAGCAACACUGCAAAAAGGAGGUACCUACCUUGUGAAUGAGAGAGGGUGGUUGAAUUAUGAUAACAAAGUGCAAAAUUAUCCUUCAUCUUGUUUUACAUUUGAAGGUGCUCUCUUUCAUGGUUACCUUACCUUACCUUACCAAGGACUACUACACUCACUUUUGCUCCUUUGUACAUACACCUAAUAAAAAUUUCUCAUUUUCUAAAUUUCA